GUCGGUUAUGGGUCGCUUGCCAUUUCAUCGCCUUCCCGAGCCAUGGUCCUCGCUUCCGUGGGCGCGUCCGUGUACGCGGUCUGGUCGGCGGUCGCGUCGCCGUGGCAGCAGCUCGCCGCCAUGCAUCAUGUGCGCGGGCCCGCGCCUGCCCGCGUCGAGCUCGGUGUUCGGCCGUACUUUCUCGUCGAGGACAUGGCCGCGUCGCCGCUCCAAGCGAAGCUGCGCGCCUGCGCCGAGGGCCCCAUGGACGUACAUCGGACGUCGUUUGCCAUUGGCCACCGUGGCGCAUGCCUCCAGUUCCCAGAGCACACGCGGGAGUCGUACCUCGCGGCCAUCCGCAUGGGCGCCGGCCGCGUCGAGUGCGAUGUCGCGUUCACGCGCGACCACGGCCUCGUCUGUCGCCACAGCAUGAGCGACCUGCACACGACGACCAACAUCUUGCUCACGCCACUCGCCGCCAAGUGCCAUCGCCCGUUCACGCCGUACAACCCCACGACCGGCGAGACCGCCACCGCCGAAUGUCGGACGACCGACAUUACGCUCGCCGAGUUCAAGACGCUCCGCGGCAAAAUGGACGGCUUCAACCCAACAGCGACGACCGUCGACGAGUACGUGGCGGGGACGCCAACCUGGCGCACAGAUCUGUACGCAGGGCCGACCAGCGGGACGCUCAUGACGCAUGCUGAGAGCAUUGCGCUCUUCUCGGCCCAUGGCGUGCAGAUGACGCCCGAGCUCAAAGAGCCGAGCGUCUCAAUGCCGUUCCACGGCUUCUCGCGCCACGACUUUGCCGACAAGAUUGUCCAGGAGUACAUUGACGCCAGCAUUCCGCCGUCCCACGUGUUUCCUCAAGCAUUCGCGUACGACGACAUUGUCUACUGGCUCAGCGCGCACCCGGCAUUUGGCGCCAACGCAGUCUAUCUCGACGAUGCCAACACCGUCGACGAGCUGCCGUCACACGACCAGCUCGUAGGCUACAAGGCGGCCGGCAUCAACAUUGUGGCGCCGCCCAUCUGGGCACUUCUGACGACGAACGGCGAGGAUGGUCGCGUCGUGCCGUCCUUGUACGCACAGCACGUCAAAGCCGCCGGUCUCCGCAUCGUAGCGUGGAGCUUGGACCGCGCCGGUAUCCUCGCCGAGACCCGCGGCGGGUGGUACUACCGGACCAUUCAGAGUGCAAUUGCGCGCGAAGGCGACAUGCUCGAGACACUCCAUGUGCUUACGCAGGACGUGGGCAUCGAGUCAAUCUUUGCCGACUGGGUCGCGACCCCCGUCUUUUACGCCAACUGCGUCGGUCGAGCCUAACCGCCUCAUGCAUCUUGCAUCUACGUACGAAGUUGUUGUCGACACUCAUAUGC
Messenger RNA from Saprolegnia diclina VS20, 1355 nucleotides. RefSeq names its product glycerophosphoryl diester phosphodiesterase. Gene Ontology annotation, molecular function: glycerophosphodiester phosphodiesterase activity. The coding region runs from base 43 to 1302 and encodes 419 amino acids. The transcript has a single exon. Gene Ontology annotation, biological process: lipid metabolic process. Lineage: Eukaryota; Oomycota; Saprolegniomycetes; Saprolegniales; Saprolegniaceae. The record is from RefSeq and is a predicted model, not a curated record.